Molecule: messenger RNA, 849 nt
Organism: Fulvia fulva
Lineage: Eukaryota; Fungi; Ascomycota; Dothideomycetes; Mycosphaerellales; Mycosphaerellaceae
Exons: 3
Coding region: 1-849 (282 amino acids)
Cellular component (GO): membrane
Source: RefSeq, a predicted model, not a curated record
AUGUCGAACAACAGCGGAGCUACCGACAAGGCCAAGGACUUUGGCGAGGAAACAAAGCAGGCCGGCCGUGAGCUUGGUCAGGAGGCCAGUGAGUUUGCUCAAGAGGCAGGCCAGACUGCGAAGAGGUACGGCAACCAGGCAGGCCAGACCGCGAAGGAGUUUGGUCAGGAAGCCAAGGAAGAUGCAAAGGAGGCUGGCCGCAAGGUAGAGCGAGAGGCCAAGGAUGCAGCAGACACCGUUGUUGCGAAGCUCAAGGAGGAUGGCGUCGUCAAUCCAGCAGGCCUCGCACUCUUCGGUUUCGGCGGUCUGUUCCUCGCUGCAGUACCAGUAACCAGCUGGAUCGCCCAGAACGGCGGUCUGGUCGAGAAGGCAGUCAACGGCGUUAUCAGCACCGUUGGCUUCCUUGGCUCCGCCGGAACCACCUCCACCAUCCCACAGACUGGCAAGAUCGCAGCACUCGCAGGUCUCUACGUCACUGUCACCUACGCUCUGACUGGCGCAGGCAGCGCUGCAGCAAAGGCCGCUGGUAACGAGAAGGGACUGGACAACAGGUACCCACGAAAGCAGGUCGCCAACCUCCAGGGUCUUCCUCUGCGUCUGUACUCGGCACACUCUAACCUGAUGGAAAUGUUCCCAGGGUGGGCCGUUACUGCUGCGUUGGCACAGGUCAUGGCUCCAGGUGACCAGACUUUGAUCAACUUGCUUGGUCUGCACGUCAUCAGCAAGUGCUUCAUCUUCUACCCAGCAUACGUCUUCAACGUCGAUGCCCCACGCACUCUUGCUCACGUCAUCGCGACCUCCAGCAUCAUCAACGUUGCCAUGAGGCUCGCCAAGAAGCCAUUGGUCUAA